Molecule: messenger RNA, 731 nt
Organism: Hevea brasiliensis (rubber tree)
Lineage: Eukaryota; Viridiplantae; Streptophyta; Magnoliopsida; Malpighiales; Euphorbiaceae
Product: succinate dehydrogenase assembly factor 1, mitochondrial
Exons: 2
Coding region: 156-452 (98 amino acids)
Biological process (GO): mitochondrial respiratory chain complex II assembly
Cellular component (GO): mitochondrion
Source: RefSeq, a predicted model, not a curated record
GCUUUCAAGGCCAAGCCCAUUAAUAAGUUCGUCUUCUACGUCGGCAACAGAAAUUGGAUUUUCUUUUUAAUCAUUCAAAAAAAAAAAAAACCCUGAUUCUGGAAAAUAAAAAAAAAUAAUACCCUAGUUGUUGUGAUCUAUCAAUCAAAGAUGCCAUGGGAACUUCAAGUGGGCCAAAACUCUCAGGAAUGCAGAAGCAAGUGCUUAGUCUCUACCGAGGGUUUCUGCGUGCUGCUCGUUUGAAAUCCCCUGAGGAUCGCCGCCAGAUUGAAUCCAUUGUAUCGGCUGAGUUCCGCCGCAAUUCCCAGCAAGUAGAUCGCAAGAAUUUCCUCUACAUCGAGUAUUUGCUUCGUCGGGGUAAGAAACAGCUUGAUCAGCUCAAGAGUCCUGAUACUGUUGGAAUGUCGUCUCUAUAUCUCAAUUUGCAUCAACCAACAAAUCAUAAGCCUUGAAUUUUUCAAUUUGGGGUUAGUUUUUGCUAACUUCUUGGUGAUUCUUUGUGGGAAUUAAACUAAUUGUAAUCUGCUGAUUAUUCAAAAAUUGAGACACUUUUGCCCAUUGCCUCCAUUAAUUCUUGAAAGGUGGCUGGCUUGGAAGUUCGAACUCAGAAACCCAUUUUGAAUGUGUGGGACUGAAAUUUUUGUAAUUUCAAGCCAAAUCAAAUCCAUGAAAUUAAACUAAUUGUAAUCUCCUGGUUAUUCAAGAAUUGGGACGCGUUUGCUUAUUGCCUC